This is a messenger RNA of Strongyloides ratti, 738 nucleotides long. Its product is annotated as Myc-type, basic helix-loop-helix (bHLH) domain-containing protein. Bases 1 to 738 code for a protein of 245 amino acids. The transcript is spliced from 3 exons. Gene Ontology annotation, molecular function: protein dimerization activity. Lineage: Eukaryota; Metazoa; Nematoda; Chromadorea; Rhabditida; Strongyloididae. The record is from RefSeq and is a predicted model, not a curated record.
AUGAGUAUUUGUAAUUCUACAUCCUCUGAAACUUCUUCCUCUCCAAAAUCUCAUAGUAGUGAGGAAGAAAAAGGAAAUUUACCAAAUAAUUUAUCUAUACAAUAUUUAAUGGAAGAUUUUGAACCAUAUGUUAGAAGAAGAAAAAGAAAUGAUAAAGAAAAAAUUAAAGAAAAAAUUGCUGAAGUUGAGGAAACGGAUCAAUUGUUAAUGAGAACAUGUAUAAAUUCAAGAGAAAGAAAAAGAAUGCAUGAUUUAAAUAAUGCUAUGGAAGAUUUAAGGCAAAGUUUACCAUAUUCUCAAAAUGCUAAUUCUAGAAAAAUGAGUAAAAUAAAUACUCUUAUUAUGGCAACAUCAUAUAUAAAACAAAUGAAAACACAUAUAAAAGAGAUGGAGAAACAUAAUCAAGAAUUAAAAAAACAACUAGAGAAUCAUCAAAUAAAAGUAAAUACAAUUAUUAAAACAGAUCCAAAAAUAGAAGAUAAAAUACAAGAAAUUGAAAAAAGUAUUUCACCAUUAAAUAAUAAUAAAAAUAAACCAUCAACUAUACAACAAAGUUUACCACAAAUUCCACCAGGAGCAUUAUUACCAAUGUCAACAUUACCACAUCCAUUUUCUGGUAUUCAACCAAAUCCAUUUUUAUUUUCAUUCUUAAAUACUGAUCUUUCAUUAAAAAAUCCACCACAAUUACCAUUUUCAGCAUUUUCACUUUAUUCACAAACUCCAUGGCUUAAUAAAUAA